Pocillopora damicornis (cauliflower coral) is the source of this 1314-nucleotide messenger RNA. Its product is annotated as histamine H2 receptor. Gene Ontology annotation, molecular function: G protein-coupled receptor activity. Gene Ontology annotation, cellular component: plasma membrane. The record is from RefSeq and is a predicted model, not a curated record. Gene Ontology annotation, biological process: G protein-coupled receptor signaling pathway. Lineage: Eukaryota; Metazoa; Cnidaria; Anthozoa; Scleractinia; Pocilloporidae.
GGUGUUCAAACAUACGAUAACAGCCUCGCUAAGGACAAAGAAUGUUCUCUUCGUACGCAAGUUUAUCUAGUUCUUUUUUAUAAGUAAGGUUUUCCCUCUUCAGUCAACUCUUCAUCUCAAAGAUUCAUAACUAGCUGAACGUUUACCUGGAAGAAUAUAAAAUGGGUCUGGGAGCAAGCCACUGCAAAGGAGUCUGGGCACCAAAAGAAGUCUCUCUGACCACUCUGUCUGUAGCUGCCGUGUAUUCCCUCAUCACGGUGCCUAGUAAUAUGCUAAUUAUCCUAUCAGUUCUUCUUGACCCUAACAAGAGCCUCCGCCGUACACCUUACCUUCUCUUAGUUUUGAACCUAGCCAUAACUGACUUGAUAGUUGGCGCCAUGGUCGAGCCGUUCUCAAUGUACACCCAUGUGAGGGAGGCCGCUCGCUUGUCAAUCAGCUUCUCAUGGCUGUCACAGUUUGUUUACUUUAUGUGUUGUACCGCUUCCCUUCUGAGUUUGUGCAUCCUGACCAUUGACAGGUAUCUGGCCAUUACUUCGCCCAUGUGGUAUCGUGCCAACAUGACCAACUCGAGAGUCGCCCAAGCGUCUGUUUUUAUCUGGCUCUUGUCGUUUGCUAGCAGCGGUUUGCUGUUUGUCACAGGGUUUGUCAUGUAUGCCUUCAUCUUUGCCAUCCUGACGCUUCUCUGCGCGAUUUUCAUUUUGGUGUUUACCUACGUUCGUAUAUUUGUGGUUGUGAAGCAAAAGGUCAAAGAUUUGAAUAACUUGCACCAAGGCGAUACAGAAAGGAAAAAGGCCCAAGAAAGAAACAUGUUAUGGGAGAGAAAGCUCACCAAGACCCACUUGGUGAUGUUGCUGGCGUUCCUGGCCUGCUAUGGUCCAGCAUGCAUCAUGAUUUUCGUGAUGAAUCUGUGCAGCACAUGCAGCUGUUACGUCAUUCACUGGCUCAGAGAUAUGCAUUUUGUGCUGAUCACGUUCAAUUCUUUGAUCAAUCCCUUUGUGUACGCCCUUAGGUUGGCUGGGUUCAGGAUGGCAAUACGUCACUUUUUAAGCUUUUGUUUUUGCUGUAGGAGUGGAGCGGUAGCGUCGUAUAACGAUCAGGAAGCGUCACACACGGCAGAAACUAGCAUUGACCGAUCUAGAACACUGGCUGUAUCUCGGCCAAUACAAAAUGAGUCCUCGUCUGUCGCUUGAUCACCUCGCAUAUCAUAUUCUUACCAACUUAUCCAAAGCUCCCAACAGCUUCACGAGUAAAAUCUUCCUCUCAUUCGAUAUCGUUUCUUAAACAGUACAGAGAGGGUGAUAAAGGGGGGAGGGG